This is a messenger RNA of Rhagoletis pomonella (apple maggot), 924 nucleotides long. RefSeq lists its product as uncharacterized. The record is from RefSeq and is a predicted model, not a curated record. Bases 1 to 924 code for a protein of 307 amino acids. The transcript has a single exon. NCBI's taxonomy places the organism in Eukaryota, Metazoa, Arthropoda, Insecta, Diptera, Tephritidae.
AUGCAUGCCCAAGUCUCGGGCAUUACGAAUGCAACCUCUGCGCAGGUCAAAGAGGCAUGCAGCAUAGAACUUCGAUCCCCUGUUGAUCCAUUGUUCAGCCUGCAUGCAACAGUGCUCGUCCUAACAAGACUAACCGGAAAUCUACCAUCCUGUCAUAUUAGCGCUAUGACUAUGCAGGCAUUUCCAGGUCUUGCUCUAGCUGAUAAACGGUUCUACGUGAAUGAAGAAGUAGACCUUGUACUUGGCGGAGACAUUUAUCCCCAAAUUAUUCUAUGCGGCUUGAAGAAGAAUUUACUCAGUACACUUCUCGCCCAAGAAACAGUGUUCGGUUGGAUAUUAAUAGGAUGCACAGAUGCACCCAAUCCAACCAACAAUAUAGUUUCGUAUCACAGUGAAGUUGCCUUGGACAAACAACUUACUGAACUCGAAGACAUACCAAAAAACAAAAGCUUGAACGAAGACGACAAAUACUGUGACAAACUUUAUCGGGAGACAACUCGUAGACGAGAAGACGGAAAAUACGUAGUCUCGCUACCACUCAGGCAGGAAUUUCCCGCAAACAUCUGCCUAGGCCCUUCUCUUAAAAAAGCAUGCUCUCAGUUCUUCCGGAAUGAGACACGGCUUGCAAAGGAUACCGUCCUACAAAAAGAGUAUAAUAGGGUACUAGCUGAAUAUGAAUCACUAGGCCACAUGUCCAGAAUAAAUGAUAGUAUUUCAGCAAACUCUUCCGAUAACUACUUUCUGCCUCACCACGCUGUCAUAAAGGCAGAAAGUACCUCCACUAAAGUUCGAGUCGUCUUACCGUACCGUAGUUUACCGUACAAACCCGAACGAACCUGUAAGUCUAUACGUAUUAAAGACUGUCACUUUCGGGAUCAAUUGUGCUCCUUACCUCGCGAUAAGGACACUUCUACAACUGGCUGA